CGAAAGUAAAUCUGAGAGUCUGAAAAAAAAACUAGAUUGCCUAUUGGAUCGUUUCUAUCGGGUUUUAUGAAGUGCUUCCCCUUCUUCUGUGAAGAGCUAAGACUUCUGUUAUUGGUGGAGAAGAAAUGGACCCACAGAUCUGAUUGGUCUGCACAGCUGAUAAAACAGCUGAUAAAAGAUGGAUCACCCUCAAGAGGGUGAGGAUGCUGUCAGUAGAAAUCAGACAGACAGUGCAGCAUGUGCCGUGCCCCUGAAGGAUGAGGAGUCCGUUACUGAUGGACAAGGACUACACAGUGCUGGACCACAGACACACAGACCAGUGUCUCCAGUACCCAGCUGUGUUUCUAUGAAGAGUGACCAGUCCAUGGGGCAGCCUUUCCAUUUCAGCAGUGAAGCGCCACAGCCUGAUACCAAGAUGGGUGACAGAAAGCAGUCAGCUGGCCCAGAUGACCAAACAAACAAGAUGAUGCCUGUGGGCAGAGGGAGCAACACACUUCAACCUUCAGUAAUCCGCCAAUGCAUGCGAGAAACACUGGACGACCUGACUGAUGAGUGCCUCAAAAGAUUCAAGCAUGUUUUACGGGAUAAUUAUGAAAUCCCAUGGGGUAAGCUGGAGAAAGCUGACAGGGAUGACAUAGUGGAACAACUGGUAAAUUACUGUGCUGAAGACUCGACUGAGGUCAUGCUGAAGAUCUUAAGGAUCAUGAAAAACAACCAGCUGGUCACAGACUUGGAGAGGAAAUUAGGCAAAGUGAAUGCAAGACCUCAAAAUAAAGCAGAGGAAAAAUCUUCAUUUAAGCAUCACCUUCAGUCCAUCUCAAAAAAGAGGUGUUUCCUUGUACGUCAAGAGCUAGGCGAUGAAAAACUACAAGACAUCUACACUGACCUUUGCGUUGUAGAAGGACGCUCUGGAGAGGUCAACAGUGCACAUGAAGUGUCAACAAUUCACUUGAAACAAAUUGAGACAAGGACAUUCGUUGGGACCAAGAACAAAGUCAAGUUGUCAAACAUAUUCUCUGACCAUUUCUAUGCAGAUGAACCUGUCACAAAGGUCUUGACUAUGGGAAUAGCCGGAGUGGGGAAAAGUGUUGCCGUGCAAAAGUUUGUGUUGGACUGGGCAGAAGACAGAGAGAAUAAAAAAAUAGAGUUGACUUUUGUUCUUCCAUUUCGAGAGCUCAACUUGUACAAAGACGAGGUCCAUAGCCUCUUUGACCUUCUUGUUAAAUUUUACCCAGACCUUGAAGAUUUGAGAGAAUCCAUUGACUUAAAAGGGACCGCAGUUCUUUUUGUAUUUGAUGGUUUAGAUGAAAGCAGACUUGAGCUAAACUUCAGCAAGCAGAUAUGUGACCCAGAGGAAAAAGCAUCAGUUGCCGUGUUAACAACAAGUCUAAUAACUGGUAAACUGGUGCCUUCUGCACUCAUCUGGGUAACAACGAGACCAGCUGCAGCCAACAAGGAUUUGUGUGACCUUUUCGACUUGGUGACAGAGAUCCAAGGUUUCAGUGAAAGCCACAGAGAGGAGUAUUUUAAGAAGUGUCUUUCAGAUCACCAGAAUGAAGAAAUACCAAGAGGAGGAGAUGAGCCCAGAGGAAAAAGGGCAGCUUCUUGUUAAACUUGGGAAACUAGCAUUCAAACAUCUGGAGAGUGGCACUCUGAUA
Messenger RNA from Sardina pilchardus (European sardine), 1658 nucleotides. RefSeq names its product NACHT, LRR and PYD domains-containing protein 6-like. The coding region runs from base 179 to 1612 and encodes 477 amino acids. The transcript is spliced from 9 exons. Lineage: Eukaryota; Metazoa; Chordata; Actinopteri; Clupeiformes; Clupeidae. The record is from RefSeq and is a predicted model, not a curated record. Gene Ontology annotation, biological process: intracellular signal transduction.